AUGUUCCCUUCAUUGGUAUUAUCAUCUCCCGUAGUUUGCAUUCCCUGCACGUAUGUGUAUUCAACCGCGUCCACUCAUCGAGUGCGCGCACCGCGACGGCGCGUUUUCCCCCGAUUAGGGGUUCAUAAUGCAGUUCAGCAACACACAUACAGCAAAGAGAACGAUGAUGUCUUAGCGAAUUCAAUACUAUCAAAUGGAAAAGUCACAAAGAUUGCGCAUCAGCUACUUCGUUCUUGCGUGCGAGCGGACGAUGUAGUCGUAGAUUUGACCUGUGGUAGAGGAACUGAUACACUUUUGUUUUUAGAGCUAGUUAAAGCUGAUGGUUUGAUUGUUUCGCUCGAUAUUCAACAAGAAGCGCUUGACAUCACGAGGAGAAGAAUACGUGAAGAGUUCUGCGAACACAUUAGCGACGAGGCCGAACGAAAGAAAAUAGAAGAGAGAGUGUAUUUUGCCCGAACAUGUCACUCUGUGUUUGAAUCCGUCGUUGACGGGAUUGCGGAGAAGAAAGGAAAGAAAAAAUCCGAAACGAACGAAAUAGAAAUAGGAGCGAUUACGAUGAACUUGGGAUAUUUGACCGGGAAGGAUACGGAUAAAUCAAUCGUAACGAGAACUAGAACUACGUUAGAGGCGCUCGAUAAAGCGAGUAAAUUGUUGCGCGUCGGUGGUUUGAUCACUAUUUGCUGCUAUCGUGGACAUGAAGGAGGUUCAGAGGAAACCGACGCCGUUCUCGAUUUUGUUUCGCGUUUUCCACCAGAGAUUACGGUUACAAAAAUAGACGUAUUAAACCGGUCUGGGCCUGUAUUGCUUAGCUGCUAUCGCCAACGGUGA
Molecule: messenger RNA, 828 nt
Organism: Bathycoccus prasinos
Lineage: Eukaryota; Viridiplantae; Chlorophyta; Mamiellophyceae; Mamiellales; Bathycoccaceae
Product: rRNA methylase
Exons: 1
Coding region: 1-828 (275 amino acids)
Source: RefSeq, a predicted model, not a curated record